AUGGCAGCGUCUCUUCUGCAAUAUCUCUUUACCAAUCCGGUCUCGGAUAUAAUAAGAGACCGUCAAAUCAUAGAGAUUCAUGACCGCUGUAUUAAUGUGAAUCUGAGGUCUUCGGAGGUGCCUGAGAUACUGAGAAGUGAUUUGUUCAUUUCACCUUACCCUACUCUUACCGUGCUUCAGCAGGCCUAUGGCUCGGCAAAAGAAAGCUGCUCUGCAAUGCUUGUCAAUACUUUUGCUGAGCUCGAAGCAGAGUAUGUUCGGUAUAUAGAAGAAUCCACGGGUAAGCCCGUUUGGGGUGUAGCCCAUCCAUUACACAGACCCCAACCUGGGAUCGAUAAUGAGUCGGAGUGCAUCCGUUGGCUGGACAGCCAGAAGCAUAACUCAGUCCUCUACGUCUCCUUUGGAUCUCAGGCCUUUCUUUCGGAAGACCAAACAAAAGUUCUCGCAAGGGGCAUUGCGGCCAGUAAGCAGCGUUUCAUUUGGACGAUUAAAGAUCUAGUUGGAAGCAACGUUAAUUCUUGUGAUUUUCUUCCCGAGGAUUUCAUGGAAGCAACGAAAGACAGAGGAAUUGUAAUCCAUGGAUGGGUCCCUCAGCUGCAGAUUUUGUCACACCCUUCGACUGCGUUUUUCAUGACGCACUGUGGGUGGAAUUCAACGUUAGAGAGUAUAAGCGCUGGAGUUCCAAUGGUGCUCUGGCCCAUGUCGUUCGAUCAAUUUGUUAACGCCAAAUUGGUAACUGAGCAUUUGGGUCUUGGACUGCAGAUCUGCGAGGGAUUAGAUGCUAUACCCAGUAGUGAUAUUGUGGAAAACACAGUGAAGACAGCCAUGGCAACAAAAAUUGGGGAAGAUAUGCGUCUACGGGCCCUGAAAAUUAAGGAAUCCACUAAUGAAGCAUCCUGCAAGUUAAGCGGUAUAGAAGGUUUUGUAUCUUAUGUACUCAGCCUCUGCUGA
Messenger RNA from Cryptomeria japonica (Japanese cedar), 951 nucleotides. Its product is annotated as UDP-glycosyltransferase 72B1-like. Gene Ontology annotation, molecular function: UDP-glycosyltransferase activity. The transcript has a single exon. The record is from RefSeq and is a predicted model, not a curated record. The coding region runs from base 1 to 951 and encodes 316 amino acids. NCBI's taxonomy places the organism in Eukaryota, Viridiplantae, Streptophyta, Pinopsida, Cupressales, Cupressaceae.